This is a messenger RNA of Bacillus rossius redtenbacheri, 1569 nucleotides long. Its product is annotated as nucleolin-like. Bases 166 to 1248 code for a protein of 360 amino acids. Gene Ontology annotation, molecular function: nucleic acid binding. Lineage: Eukaryota; Metazoa; Arthropoda; Insecta; Phasmatodea; Bacillidae. The record is from RefSeq and is a predicted model, not a curated record. The transcript has 5 exons.
CUCGUCUUCGCUCUUUUGUAAUGGAAGGUUGAUGCUGAACGUCGUAGAUUUUUAAAGUGUUUUUUGAAACUAAGUUGUCUGCAGAAUUAACUAGUAUUUCGUUAAUAUACAUUCUUAUAUUUGUGCGCAGUCUUUCUUUCUCUUCGUUGUGAAUAUUCAGAAGUGAUGGUGGCGACGCCCAAGCUGAUGCAGGAGGCAGGCAGUGCCAAGAAGAAGCGCUCCAUGGUCCUGGGGGCAGACAGCCCUGCCGUCAGCAAGAAGAAGGGUCUCAACUCCAGCAACGGCCAGGUGGCAACGCCCAAGCAAGUACUGGGGCAGCGGCAGAAGGGGAAGAUGCCCCAGAGCGCUACCAAGGGCACCCCCGGCUCCAAAAAGAAACAGGUUCAGCCUGAGAGCGAAGAUGACGACGACGAUGAUGAUGAUGAGGAAGAUGACGAUGAAGUGGAGGAAGUAGCAAUCCCGUUUGGAGCGAAGCAAGCUGCGCAGCAGGAAGACAGUGAUGACGAUGACGAGGAGGAAGAUGAUGAUGAUGACGAGGAAGAUGAUGAGGAGGAACAACCUUCUAAGGCUGCCAAGAAGCCUGCCAAAAGGGCAGCACAGCCUACAGAGGAUGACGACGAUGAGGAAGAUGACGAUGAUGAGGACGAUGACGAGGAAGAUGAUGACGAUGAUGAAGAAGAUGAUGAGGAAGAAAGUGCACAGCCUGCAAAGAAGAAACAAAAGGGACUAGAUGGUUCAGUACAGUCCGUGAAGGCUGAUAGCAGUCCGGAGCCAAAGACAAUCUUUAAGUUCAAGAUGUUCAUCAACAACAUCGGUGUCAGCGUGGCGGAGGACACCCUGAGGAGUGCCCUGGAGAAGCUGUCGCCCCUGAAGGACCUCAUCGUGCUGGACAGGUUCAAGGACACGAGGCAGUCCUGGUCCGCCAUCGCCGCCGUGGACAACGAGGAGCAGCAGAAGAAGCUGCUGGCGCUGCACCAGGACAAGCUGGGCGGCGAGCGCCGCAUCGUGGUGACGUUCUACGAGGAGCGCGAGCGCAGCGUGGGCGGCUUCAGGGGCGGCCGGGGGGGCGGUGGCUUCAGGGGGGGCUUCGGCGGGCGGGGAGGGGGCGGCGGUGGUGGUGGCGGCGGGCGAGGCUUCAGGGGCGGUCGGGGUGGAGACCGCGGCGGGCGGGGGGGUGACAGGGGCGGCCGGGGGUGGCGUGGGGGCAACAGGGGCGGCUGGAGGGGCGGGCGGGGCGGCAGUGACUAGGCCCGCCUGAGCCGGGCAGAGACUGGACCUUCGACUGGGAGAGUGCGCUUCCGGCCGGUCUGAGACCAGAGCCGUGCCGUGCCACGCUCAUCCACACCUAGCUGUUUUAACCAGUGAUUUUACAACUUGUAAAAAGAUUACUAUUCCACUUUGUGUGCGUUCUGUUUUUAGUGUGCGCCAGCACUUUUGAUGUUGCAUUCUGUAAUUGUGGUUUUUGUGGCCAUCUGUACAAAACAUGCUUUGAAGAUUACAAGUGUUAUAUUGGAAUUUUGUUACUGCAGUGACUGUAUGACGGAGAGAAGAAAUAAAAUAUUGAGUAUA